This is a messenger RNA of Trichomonas vaginalis G3, 810 nucleotides long. Its product is annotated as phage tail repeat-like family. The transcript has a single exon. NCBI's taxonomy places the organism in Eukaryota, Parabasalia, Trichomonadida, Trichomonadidae. Bases 1 to 810 code for a protein of 269 amino acids. The record is from RefSeq and is a predicted model, not a curated record.
AUGAAAGAAAGGGUUGACUGGUACCAUGAAUGGACAUCGAAGAUUUUAAAAACUAAAGCCGAUACAGGAUGGGUUUCAGGAUGUUUAGACCUUAAAGCAGAUAAAACUUAUGUUAACGAUGAGUUAGAGAAGAAAGCAAAUAAGAACCAUACACAUACAAGUUUUACAACUGUUGCUAUAGAAAGUAUUGAAGGAACGGUUGAAGAAACUGGUGGGGAUGCAAUAUAUUGUAAACCUCCUAACUUUCCACAAGGUUUAACAUCGGAUGACGACAUAACGACGAUGAAAAACAUUAGAUGUAAAGAUGUUUAUGUCAUGAAGGAUGAACAUAAUAUUAAAUUCACUGCUCAAGAUUUAUAUGACAAGAAAGCAGACAAAACAGAGCUUCAAACAUUAAAGACAGAAAUGCUUCAAACAUUAUAUCCUAUAGGCUCUAUUUAUACGUCAAUGAACUCUACCAGACCAGAAACAGUUCUGGGUUUUGGAACUUGGACUCAAAUAGUCGACAGGUUUUUGUAUUGUGCAAACUCUUCAAAGGAAACAGGUGGAAGUAAAACGAUUUCAGGUGAAAAUUUACCUGCACACAGUCACUACAUAGAUUUAAGUACAUCUCAAGCAGGUUGGCAUAAGCAUAGAUAUUGGGAUUGGUCAGCAAUGACAAAAGGUAAAGGAUAUGAUGUUAAAGACAACGUUAAGUUUGCUAUAAAUUGUUUCUGGAGUAACACUGAGGGAGGAGGAAACCAUACACAUCGCGUUUCGGAUAUACGCAAACAACGGGACAAAGUAAAGAAUACAUGCCACCUUACAUGA